AUGUUCAGUUAUACUUUGAAAAAUAAUCAGGGUGUUUCGGGUAUAUCUGAAAUCACGGGUGAUUUUGAAGUGGAUUUUAUGUACAGUGAAAUUUGGGUUGAUGAACGACUCAAAUUUCGUGAUCGUCUUUUUAACAAUUCAACAGUAUGUUUUACAAAUAUUACUCUAAAACAUGAUUUUCGAGCAAAAAUUUGGACACCAGACACCAGUAUUAUCAACAGCAAAGAUUCCAAAGUGCACAGUUCACCAACUGAAAAUGCCUACAUUAUACUUUAUGAAGAUGGACGACUAUGGAGCAAUUUCAGACUAAAAGUUAAAGCACCGUGUAAAAUGGACUUGAAAAUGUUUCCAUUCGACUCGAUUCAGUGCCAAUUAGUGAUCGAAAGCUAUUCAUUUAACAUCGAUGAAGUUCGACUUCAAUGGGACGAAAUUCCAGUGACGUUGAUGGAGAAGGUUGAACUGCCCGACUUCGAUCUAACAGGUUCUAGCACAAUGCUCCAACGACUUCAAUAUCCAAAUGGCAUCUGGGACAGAGCUCAGGUUAAUUUCACCUUUGCUCGUCGUUACGGCUUCUACCUCUUUCAGUCGUAUUUCCCAACAUCACUUACAGUUAUCAGUUCCUGGGUCGGGUUUUUUUUCGAUGUUCGUUCUGUUUCUGCAAGGAUAACGUUGGGAGUUUCUUCGCUUUUGGCACUAACAUUUCAGUUUGGAAAUGUACUAAGGCACCUUCCUCGUGUCAGCUACAUUAAGUGUCUGGAUGUAUGGAUGAUAUUUUCAGUUAUCUUCAUUUUUUGUACACUUGUCGAACUCGCUCUUGUAUGCCAGUUGAACAGGUGGGAACGAGAAAAACAGUUGGGCAAUAAGGUGAUUACACAAUGGCUGGGACAUGUAAAGUAA
This is a messenger RNA of Enterobius vermicularis (human pinworm), 897 nucleotides long. The record is from the annotation of a GenBank genome assembly. Lineage: Eukaryota; Metazoa; Nematoda; Chromadorea; Rhabditida; Oxyuridae.